CUGAAAGAGGGGGAUUGGAUCAUAGUGGAGCAAAGGAUUUGAGAAGUGUUUGUAUUCAGCGGGAGAUACUCCAGCUGGGAACUAAAAGGGAUAAAAGGCAAGCGAGGAGAGGACAAAAAGGACACAGAGCCUGGGAUACUGCUCUUUUAUUGGAUUGGUGCAUUUUCUUGGAUUUCCCUCCUCCUGGGCUGACAGCAGACGGGGAGCAGCCACCGCAGGAAUGAAGUACAACUACCACGUCCCAGUGUCAACGUACACACGAAGCUCACAGUACACGCCAACAUACCACACACCGACAUAUUACACCCCCUCACAUUACACACCAACCACACCACACUACACGUCCACAUACACCUCCACGACAAAGUACACCCCGACACAGUACAGCACGACACAUUACACCCCCUCACAGUACACGUCCACCUACAAGCCUGCGUCAACGUACGUCCCCUCGUACAGCAAAGGGUCGCGCUACAGCUCAACACGUCGCACACAAGAAAAGCAGGAGAAGCAGGAAAAGCCAGCACCUGUGAUACCUGUCGCGCCCCCAAAGAGAACUGUGCACUUCCCCAAUGACAUCAUCUUCCAGGAUAUUGUACGACGAGGAGAUCAAGAGCAAAUCGGUCGCUUCAUGAGAGCGAGAAAGGUUCGCGUGGACACCAUCUUCCACUCAGGUAUGGCGGCACUGCAUGAGGCCGUGCUGACAGGAAACCUGGAGGUGGUGAAGCUGCUGGUGAAAUAUGGCGCCGAUGUUCAUCAGAGAGACGAAGAUGGCUGGACGCCACUUCACAUGGCCUGCAGUGACGGGUACCCGGAAAUUGCCAGGUAUCUGCUUGCGAUGGGAGCCAGCACUGAGGCUGAGAACGAAAGUGGAGAGAAGCCCGCAGACCUCAUCGACCCAGAGUGCAAAGAUCUGGCCAAACUGUUUGAGACGGGCUGUGUGUGAUUGGGCAACAAAUGGACCCGAGAAAAUAUCCUAUUUAACAGUAUAAAACAGUGCAAUACCAAACAAGUAAGGGCCAUGUCGCUGAUCCUGUACAGCAAGACGGUGGUUCUGUUUGUUAGUUUCAAAUUGCAGCCUUAAAGCAAUACUCCAUUAAGCUGCAUUUCUAUUUCUGGUGGAUAUUUCAUUUUAUUUUACUUUAUUUUGCGCAUUAUUGUAUUUGUCAUACUCCCUGUGUGUAUGCAGCAAAUGUUGGUAUGUGAAUAUAUAUCCCUGUUUUCCCUCUCGGCUCAUGCAAUUCACACCAAUAUGUGUCACUAUGUUUCAGGUCAUGAGCAUUUCGGUUGAAGUCUUCUAUCAGUUGUGUUUGUGUUCAGCAGUCACUUAUUAAGUAGCUGGUUGCAGCACAGAACUUGGCCCGAAAUGUUUGUGUUUUAUAAACAGUUAUGUAUCCUCACUGCUGGGCAGAAAGAGGAUCAGCCAAAUUAAUAAUUGAUGCUUCAUUGACGGACAGAAACAAUAAAAAACAACAUCAAGUUUAUGCUGUAUAAGCACUUUUACUGCUGCAGUAUUUUUCCCUGAUGUAUUGCUGUUGUUUUCUGUAGGAGAAAUACGAUGUCAGCAAUGAAAGUCUUAUUAUUUUCUGCUUGAUAAUUAUUUU
Centropristis striata (black sea bass) is the source of this 1604-nucleotide messenger RNA. It is a transcript of the gene ppp1r27a, whose product is annotated as protein phosphatase 1, regulatory subunit 27a. The record is from RefSeq and is a predicted model, not a curated record. The transcript has 3 exons. Gene Ontology annotation, molecular function: phosphatase binding. The coding region runs from base 221 to 946 and encodes 241 amino acids. Lineage: Eukaryota; Metazoa; Chordata; Actinopteri; Perciformes; Serranidae.